This is a messenger RNA of Ceratitis capitata (Mediterranean fruit fly), 3487 nucleotides long. RefSeq names its product peptidoglycan-recognition protein LC. The record is from RefSeq and is a predicted model, not a curated record. Gene Ontology annotation, molecular function: zinc ion binding; N-acetylmuramoyl-L-alanine amidase activity. The transcript has 5 exons. Bases 1062 to 2810 code for a protein of 582 amino acids. Lineage: Eukaryota; Metazoa; Arthropoda; Insecta; Diptera; Tephritidae. Gene Ontology annotation, biological process: peptidoglycan catabolic process.
AGCGUAGUCACAGCUUCAGAUACUCGGCUACUCGCACUCCGUAUCGCUUGAUCGAGUGAGCCCCCACUCAGUUGAUCGCAAACGCUUAAACGCAGCACUUAUACGUUCUAGAUACGUGCACGGAGAAACGCAAUUUUAGUGAGCGUGUAAAUUUGCUUGCUUUCUUGCUUGCUUGCCAAUGUACGUAGAGUUUUUGUGUAGAGAUAUUGAGAAAAUAGGAAAAAUAGUCAGAAAUUGAUAUUAAAUAUUAAAGAUUAUAAGCAUCAACGGUGUGUGGCUUGUUAUAGUUGUUUGGUGUAAUUGUAGCGAUAACCGGUUUGUGCUUUGUGUACAAUAUAAAAAUAAUAUUAAAUUAAAACAAAAUGUGUGAUCAAUAAAAAAAAGUAAUUUAAUUGUCAUGCAAAUGAAUGUGUAAUUAACUGCAUACAUAUUUAUAAACGAAACGGAAAAUGGAAAUUUUACAAUGAGCUUUUUAGUAUGUUAAUAUUUAACAAGUGUAAAGCUGAGCUUUUUAAACAGCAACGGGCAAUUCGUUGAAAAUAGGCAGUGGAAAUAUUUUUAGACUUGUGUGCAUAAAUAUACCUAUUUGUGUAUACAACAAAAAAAAAAAUUAAAUAAAUUUGUGUUAAUUCGAAAAUAAGUAAUAAUACGUUGAAAUAAAAUAAUUAAUAUUUAAAACUCUGUGCGAAUGUAUUUUAUAUUAGAAGUAGAAGCAUCUGCAAUAACGAAUGUUGAGCUGUUUGCAUAAACAAUUUGAAACAAGUUACUUACUGAUGAGAAACUGAAGAGGAUCACAAUUAAAAGCUUGAUAACGCAAACAGAACCAUAUUCACCGCACAACGAAACGCUUCCUAUGCCCUAUGAACCACUUGACAGUUACGAAAUGCCGUCGGAUAUAUAGCAGCAAAGCACAAAUAUAUACUAGUACAUAUCGUUAGCGAUAACCGACAGCUGUUGCGAAUAUGUAAUGCAAUAAAAAACAAAAGUGCCUUAGUAUCUGAGUGUAUAUAUUUCAGUAAUCUUAAAUAAAGUAUUAACAACGCAUUUCUCAACGAAGGAAAAUGCAUCUAAAGAAUGAUAAUGAAAUGAACUCAAGUACGAAUGGGAAUAUAAGCGCCGAGUGCAUGUUUACGAAGCCGAUAACAGCAAGUCAAAGUGAUUUCAGUGCCACAUCAGCUAGAGACUCGGUAAUUAUAACGCCCGCAACAUCGUCGUCAGCUGACAGUUGUGCUUCGUCAACCGAUUUUGGUGUAAUCAUCACCGACAAUAACACCAACAACUACGACAGCCUACAAACUUACAAUGUAGACAACAUCAUCACUUGCAAUGGUACAAGUGGCAAUACCGUGAAAGAUAAUAACACAGCAACGCGGAGUCGGAGUGCCGAGGGUUUGAAAACAGUAACAAAUAAAAAUGCUACAAUCAACAAUGAAAUUGAUAGCAAAAGUAUAAAUAUUGAAAAUGUAAUCAAUAUUGACGCUGUGAAAAAUAUGCGACGACAACGAAACUCUGUCUGCAGCAGAAUAUCUUCGAAGACCAGCUCUCCGGCUGUGUCGAUACGUAGCAAUACAAUAUCGAUUAUAUCGAUUGAUGAGAAUGCCAUUGACUCUAGUGUCGUCGACUCCGAUUCGGAUUCGGAAGGUCAACACAGUGGUUAUGUUGUGAAGAAGCUCGGUCAACAGACAACCUAUGAGCCAAAUCAUCCCAAUCUGCCACAUAUUAAUAAGGGCUUGCAAGUGUUAAGUCAAACAAUAAGUCCGGGUGUAGUUCCACCCACCGCAGGCCCUCUCUCAGAGACGAUACUCAAUGGUGGUGGCGCGCUUUCACCGCCCAUACUCGCUCCACCUUUGACGCCGAAUGCCGCGCAAAUUGGUAGUAUUGCCCUUUCAAAUUCCACAGAUGUUACUUUUGGUGAUAAGCAUUUCUACGAGGGUCCUGUGACGAUACAACAGUUUCUCAUUGAUAGUCGAGAGAAGUGGAAGAACGGUGAAAAUGGUGGAAAUGAUAAUCCCGCAUUUAGUGAAGAUGGCAAAGGGUUCGAUAGUGCAGAAAAAGUAGAUAGUUCCCCCACCCAGCCGCAAGGACCAAAAUUUUUCAUAUUCAAACGGCGAGCGCUCAUCAUUACCGGUGCAAUAAUAUUAUUAACAAUAUUAAUUGGAAUAGUGAUUGUUACUGUAAAUACGCUCACAAAACAAACAAAAAAAAGUAAGCCUCUAAGCGAUGGCGACGAUUCCAGAAAGCAUAUUCCAAUCAAUUCAACAAUAGAAUUACCAUUACCAGAUAGUGAGUACAUAUUUAACGGUUCUUUACUCAUAAUUACUAAGGAUGAAUGGUAUGCCGAGGCGCAGCACGAAGGUGUUGAGGAACUAAAAUGGCCAGCACAGCGCGUUAUCAUAGCCCACACCGCCUCAACAUCGUGUGAGAAUAAGCUACAAUGUGAUGCACGAGCGCAGAGUGUGCAAGCCUUUCACAUACACUCGAACGGGUGGGGUGAUAUUGGCUAUAAUUUUCUAGUGGGCGGCAAUGGUUUGGUAUACGAAGGCCGGGGAUGGAAUAAUGUCGGUGCACACACCAAAGGCUACAAUCGAGGUAGUAUUUGUAUCGCAUUUAUUGGCACAUUCAAUGCAGAACUGCCCACUGAGAAUGACUUGAAAGCAGCUCAGCUACUCAUCGAUGAGGGUCUUCGUUUGGGUGCACUCUCAAAAGAUUAUCGACUCUAUGGAGCGCGACAGUUGAGUCCCACUGAAAGUCCGGGGAAAGCACUAUAUAAUAUAAUUAUGAAAUGGCCACACUGGGCCAGCCGCAUUUGAAAAGCAAUUAAUUAAAUUUAAAUCUUAAAAAUAUAUAAUAUGUAGACAUAAUACAUACAUACAUACAUAAGUGUCGAAAAAUGUAAAUUCUAAUUUAUUUAGCUACCUUUAUUCGUAAGUAGUUUUGUGCAAUAAGCAGUGAUAUUCGUAUACUUGUAUUUAUACUUUUAAAAUAAAUUUAUAAAAAAAACAUACCCGCAACAUUAAAAGAAAAAAUCACGAUAAACUUGUUUGUGGUUUUCAUAAUAUGGACACAGUGAUUAAAAUGUGAAAAUAUUUCAUAAAAUUAUACGUACAAGUAAUUUUAAUAAUGGAAUAUGUAAAUGAUGAAAACAAAUAAAGGACUCGAUAUUUAUCGUGAAUAGUACACUAUAAAAGGGCAGGUCACACUCUAAUUAAAAUUAUAAAAUAAUCAUGACGAUAGCCUCAUUUGGAAGAAUAUGAGUCACAAAGUACAAUAGCAAAUAGUAAAAAAAAACUAUUAUAUUUCUCAGUUUAACGUGCAUCUGGCACAUUUUCUGAAGAAAUAAUUAAACGCACAUUGCCAUGAUAAGAGUCAGUGGGAACUUAAAUAUUAAAUGGCCAAUUUUUCUUAAAUUUUUGAACAUCUUCGUUUGGCACUACUUUAGCCUUUUUCAUAUACAUAUUUAUUACCGAUUUAUUUUUUUGUAUUUUGU